AGUGAGUCGGAGCAGACGCUGCAGGACGGUAGGCUCCACUGGAUUAUAAACGUUUUCUAUGAAUCGUGACUGUUUGAUCGGAGAGUCUGGAAGCAGAGAAACCUUACGAAAUCGAUCCGCCUCUUUAUUUGUGAGUGAACCUGGGUUGUCACGGUAACAGAAUGGCUUCCUGCUGCCUCCUCUUGUUCUUUGUUUUUUUAAGUCUCAUCAGCUUGUCGGAGGAGGCGUGUUAUGAUCAUUUCUCCAAAGAUAAGUGGAACGGCAAAAACAUGACUGAUCUGAUUACCCUAAUAAACUCCACCAGCCCCGAGGAAAUCCUAAAGUGCACUAUAUGGAAAAACCAAAACCAAGAAUUAUUUGAACAUAUCAUUCAGUGCUUUGAAGGAGACAACCUGGAGAAAAUGUGUGACCAUACAACUGGAGGGAACCACAAAAUAUACAUGUUCCACUUCAGGUGUUUGUUUGCCAAACUACGCGGCAUAAAUUACGAAAAUAAACACGAAAAAGAAAUCUUUGAAGAUUGCCAGAACUUCAGUUCUGAGAUCAAAACUCUGGAAUGGCUGUGGAGCAAUUCAGAUGGAACAUCUGCAGGAGCCCCAUCAACAUCUCCACCAACCACGACCACAUUAACUCCGACCACUACAUCCACAAUAUGUACCCCAUCUACAUCAACGUCACGUAAAACAACUUCAUUGACAACAUCUUCAACAACCACGUCAACAUCAUCUAGCACAACUACAUCGACAACAUCCAGCCCAACUUCGUCAAUGUCACCUAGAACAACUAUGUCGACAACAACUACGUUAAAGUCACUUAGUAGGACUACGUCAACAAGAUCGCCAACAAGUACGUCAACGUCAGGUAGGACAACUACGUUGACAGCAUCUCCACCAACCACGUCCGCAUUAACUCCGACCACUACAUCCACAAUAUCUACCCCGACUAAAUCAACGUCACGCAACACAACUUCACUGACAACAUCUUCAACAACCACAUCAACGUCACCUACGACAACUACAUCCACAACAUCCAGCCCAACUUCGUCAAUGUCACCUACGACAACUACAUCCACAACAUCCAGCCCAACUUCGUCAAUGUCACCUAGGACAACUGCGUCAACAAGAUCGCUGACAACUACGUCAAGAUCAUCUUUAACAACACGGUCAACAGCUAAAGGACAAACACAAUGGUCAAAUACAACAACACGGCGGUCACCAAUGACCGUUAAACCUUGUUUGGCAUGCCAUUGCGAAAGUGGGCCUAGUAUGGGUUGGAGAACAGCCUCCAUGUGCUCAUCGUGCAAAAUCUCUGUCUGCACAGGCUCGACAACAGAAACAUCAGCACCACUCACAGGGCAAACCGCCUCCAUCCUGGUGGCGUUGAUACUGUCCAUCAUCGGUAACCUCAUGCAGGGGCUCAACUCUUUCCUGCAGAAGCGGAGACUCAAGAAGCAGAAGGAGAUGAGCGUCGAACACAUCUCCCUGAAUGCAGACGCAACGGCGGCAGAAGAAAGCCCAGAGAAAAGCUUAGGUUACUCGAACGACACUGUGCUUUGAAGACCAAACUCAUGACCUCGCUUCAUCAAACUCUUCACAGGCAACUCUUUUCCUGGAUGAACUGUUUGUCGCAGAAUGAAGACAUGAGCCUCUAGAUCAUUUUGUCCACCAAACACAAACAAAAAAAGUCCAAGACAUGAGAGGAGACGUUGCAGGCAGCUGCGUUGGUCACAGAGUCUGCUGGCUGAACUCCAGCAACACAGGUCACAUCACUCCAUUUGACUGAACACAGGCUGAGGCAUUUAUGUGUUUGUGUUCCUCCCAUGACGCUCAGUGAUGUGAACGCUCUUCUUAUUAGAAGAACCAAUAACUGAAUGUAAUGUUUGAGUAGGAACCUCCGGUGCACUGAACUGUAUUGCAUUGACCGUACAGUACCUGGUGAAAGUAUUCAGACCUGUUGGACCAUUUUCCCUGUGUUGUUGUUGUGCGACUGCCACAAACCGUAAACUAUUUUAGUGGGAUGUUGUCUUUUUACACCAGCACAGGGAGGAAUUCACUUGUUUUACACGGAAAGCCCUUAAAACUGCUCAGUACUGAAGUUCUGCCAAAAAUUCUUUUACAACCUCCUUAAAGUUGUCAGGACUGAUUACAUGUAAUGAACUCCAGCCACGUUUUUAAACAAAUAUCACCAGAAACGUGUUCCUCACCAUAAAAUGGUAUUUUUCCCCAUGUGCCAAGGAUUUUAAAGCUGAAUUUGGAUCUCAUUAGACUAGAGCACCAUCUUCCACAGGUUUACUAGCUUGUCAACCCGCGACGUUAUUCCCUACGGAGUAGCUUGGUGAAAAGCAGCAUGUUGUUGUUCUACGGUUUAAACAGUUGGAUCGGAUUUUAUUCAGUAUGGACGUGACAUUUGUAAUGCACCUGCUGGAUCGUGAAGGAAGAGAUUAUUUGCUCUAUAAAUAACUCCCCCUCCCCACUGCCAAAAGAGAAGUCAAAGCCAAACGACAUCAGCAAUAAGAUGUCUUAAAGUUUCCUCUUGCUUCAACUUUAAUUGCUCAAUAUUUGGAAUAGUGGCCAACACAGACUCAACCAUUUUGUUGACUUCCUCCACUCCCAUAUGUAGAAUACAAUUCAAAAACGGCACAAAACCGCGACAUCAUUGUUCGCAACUCAACUUCUGUUCACCGAUUGGAUGAACCGCCUCCUGGGAAAUCAAACUCAAGGGGAGAAAUCCCAGACAUACCAUUGAAGGGAGAUGAGAAGAUGCAGCGCUAGCUACUCUUGCGCUAGCUAUACGCUGGCGCUAGCUACUGCUGGCCAACUACUGGCUAACUAGCUAUCAUGGCUACUACUUCGCUAGCUUUAGCGCUAGCGUUCUACAUAAAAAAAGCCCAACUGUCCUCAUUGAUGUUUGAUGUACAUGUAAACCUGACAUGUCAAACAUUUCAAAGGGUAAGAAUACUUUUGCUAGGUACCAUCAAAAUUCUAAAGGGGAAAUUUUGAAUAUCUAAGUUUCACUUGAAACUCUGCGCACCGAGGAGAAGUUUGUGGUGUUGUGAGAUUCCACAGCAUCAUUGUGCUUCCAGGAAGUGUGAAAUCUGACCUCUGACGUGCUGUCCAUCAUCAGAAUGGGAUUUCAUCUGAUGGUCUAAAUGUAAGCCAUGCUUACAGCUCCCACAUAUGAAGGUAGGGACUUGAACCUGACGCACUGUCUUGUGUUUUCGACUCCUACCUUUAAGUUCAGAAAGAAGUAGUUCUUGAAAUACUUCCCUGCUGUGUUGAUGACGACCUUCAGCCACAAAAGCAUUGAAGCUGCUUCCACCGCGUUAAAAUUGGCGGCAGCAAUUUGGAUAAAGAAAACUGUGACAAAGUGAGAGACGAGGUAGAAAAUAUUUGUGAGCCCACUGAGAAAGUGAAUCCGGCUAGCUGUUGAUGGGAACUAACUGCCUAGCUUCUAUCAGCUAAUCCUAGCCAAAACCUGGAUGCAACCUAUUAGUACUAAACCAAAGUGGUAACUUUUUAUUUCUUUUGGGCUUCAUUUAAACACUGUUUUAAAAUGUGAAUCACCCAGAUUGAUGAGAUUUGAACUGAAAUGUCUUAGUUUACCAAAAGAGCUCACAUUUAUGAAGCUGGGGGGUUUCUGUGUGUGUGGAAAAAAAAUCCCAAAUCUCCAUGUUAUAAGCUGGAUGUGUCGUUGCAUCCCUAGAAAGAGAAAAGGUGAUGCUUUUCUAGCCGACUUCUCAUGAGUGUGUUUACUACUGGUGUAGAGAGGCUGUCAAAUACAGCAACUGUAGAGCUUAAAAUGUUGUGAAAGAAGUUUGUAAAUGUGUACAGUGUUUAAGUUUAUGCAAUUUAAAAAAAGAGAUUUUUAUUUUUAAAGUCAAUAUAUUAAGUUUUGAAUCUAUACCUUUCAAAAUUAUCCAUUUGGAAAGCUCUAUUGUCGUUGCCAUUGUUGUUGUUUUGUUUUUUUAACAUUGAAAAUGUUGCUAACCAAAGAGGAAAUACAUAUGUUGUGAAAAGUACGUCAACUCAAAGUUUCCUUGCUACCCUUCUGCUUGCGUUGUCACGAGGGAUACAGAGUGUGGAAAUGCUAAUAUGGUUGGUUGUGAUUUGGCAAACGUGUAAAAAAACGAUUUUUCAACAAAAACAAAACAAAAAAAAGAAAGCUUAUGUGUAUAUAUUUUGUGACCUUAUUUAUUUCUUUCCGUCUUUGAAAGUGCAGCUGCAGUUUGAGUCAUUCAACAGAAUUCUGCUGAAUUAUCCUUCGGUUGGACAACCGGUGGGAGUUUGCUAAUCAGGUUUUGGUCAGUUUUCAGACAGCUUAUUGAAAGCUACAACCACAUGUUUUUGUUUUGUUUCUUUUUUACUUUUUUUUUUUUUUUUUUUCUUUACGGGGACUCGUUGUGAUAGACCAGGGGUCACCAACGCGGUGCCCGCAGGUGACCUUGUCAGUCGCCCGCGGAGCAAGUUCUAAAAAUAGCCACUAUCAUUAGGGAGCACUGUCAAAGAAAUUAUUUAAUUUAAUGUUUUUACAUUGAAUUAAUAACAUUUGUUUAUAUUUAGAUUUUUAAAAAAAAAGUUGAUUAUAAAAAACGUUUAAAAUAAAUUGCUUGAUGCAUAAAACUCUUUUCUAUAGUUAAAGUUCAGAACUGCGCAGACACCUGCAAGAUUUUAUCGGAGGGCAGCAGCGCCUGCAGCUGUACGGCUGGACCCAGUCUGCCUACCUUAAGAUUUUCCUUGAAGUAAAAAAAGAAAAGAAUAAUUUCUGAUAUUUUUAUUAUCGAACCCUCUUUACAAUUAACAAAAUUGUGGAGAAAAAAAAAGAUCCUCUGUGUCAAAACAUCUUGUAUGUAGCGCAUAUCUGACUGUGUGCUAAAAUUUUAUUGGUCAGUUUGCUUUUGUUUAUUUGGCAGCUUGGCCCUUUUUCUGUUAGCAUAAAAUGAAUGAGCAGUUUGAACCUCCCGUAGAUCUAAGAGCGGUUUGGAUCCCAGCAGAUCUUUUUACCGUGUCGGUUCUGGCGGGUCGCCUGUUUAUGAACUGCUUUUUCCCGAACUGGAGAGCUGAUGGGUCACCUGUUAACUGACAUCUGCUGCUCUUCCUGAGCGUCGCGCUAAGACUCUGGGUUAAACUAUUUAAUCUAGUCGAAACGUUCCACAAUUAAUCAAACAUUGUUGCUUCACUUUCUCCUCCUUUGGACUCUGACACCACCUGAACCUGGAAUCAACAUCCUCCUCUUUCCGUGGAUCUACCAGUAGGCUUCACUUCCAUGUCUUUAUUAUUUAGCAUCGUUUGUGUUAAAAAAACAAAGAAAAAAAAAGGGUGCGCUGUUUAGUGGUUUAGGUUUGUGCAACGCUCACGUGAUGGAGAGGUGUUCUAUUGCAGGUCAGGUGCAGUGAUAGCUUUGUACCUUCCGAUCUGUCAGAAAUUUUUUUUCUACAUCUGCUGGUGUCAGCCAACAGGUGACCCGUCAGCUUCUAAGUUCGUGAAACUACAAAAAAAAAAAAAAACAACUAAUAAACCGGCGACCUGCCAGAACUGUAAAAAGCUCAGGCGGGAUCUUAGAACUACGGGAGAUUCAAACUCCAUUCAUCAUUUUUAGUUUACAGAAAAAUUAAACUGACCAAUAAGAUUUAGGCUUUGGCUGCCCUUUGACCCCCAGAGUCUCACACUGAUGUGCGCUGCAUGUUUUGGCAAAAAUCUUUUUCUUCUCUCCACAAUUUUGUUGAUACUAAAGAGGGUUGGAUAAUAAAAAAAUAAUAAAAAUACAAUAACUUUUCUUUCCUUUUUUUUAUUUAAGGGAAAAUCUCUCAGUGCCUACAGCUGUUCAGCUGCAACAAUCCAGACUCUCAGUCACUUGUGGGCAAUUUAGAAUCACACAGAAAAGCUCCAAAAGGGAAUCAAACUUAAAACUCUGAACUAAGAACUUCUGAUCACAUAAUAGCAAUUAACCAUAUCUGCCAUGGUAAAUUAUUACUGAUAACUAUUGUCAGUAGUCCCUAACAUUAAUAUGAUCAAGCAGCAUGUAAUCAUAUAUACAUAUAUGUAUUAUUGUUAUAAAGGCUGAGCCAAGAAUAUUGAUGUCUGUAUCAAACCAGUAGCCCUUCGUGUUGCUCUGGACCCGUGAAGCAGCUCCCAGUCUCUAAAAGGUUUGGUGACCCCUGUGAUAGACCAACCUAAAGGAAUUUAUACCUGUAAAGUGAAAAAAAACAACAACAUAGAAACAGGUUUUUUGCUGGUUUUUUUUACAGAUUAAAAAUGCAAACAUUAAACAUUUGAAUCAAUGUUUUCAUUCCACCAGCCUUCAAUAGAGUCUCAACUUCACGUCUCUUCAGGUCAGUCUGCACCAGCUACGUAAAGCUGGGAUUAUAUUAUCCAAAAUGCCUUUUGAAGGAAGUGUGGUGCGUAUUAUAUGCACACCACACUUUUCAGGUUCUUAUUUUUUAAAUAUAAAAAAAUAAUAAUAAUAAGAUAAAAUGCUUGUGCAACUUGUGUCAGUCUAUGGAAUAAAAUCCCAAGACAAAAUACACGGAGGUUUAUGGAUGCUACACAGAGGCAGCUUGUUUGUGCAGCUCUUCUUUGUACUGGAGAUUUAAACUGUUGUUAUUGCUGAACGUGAAUCUCUGAAAUGCUGACUCUCGGCUCAAAGAGGAACGCUUUGCUCGGUUUACGCCUCAAGCUGGUUUGCAGAAAAAAAGGUGAAGCCACUUGUGUGACGGCUCGGCUGUGACAGAAAGAACUGAACCGUCUGUCAGCUGGGUCAACUGUACAGAUGUGCAUCGAUGCAACUUUAAUCCUUCAGAUUAUAAUUUCAGUGCUUCGUUUUAAAGAUGCUUUGUUGUUUCAAAAUGGUUCUAUUAGAAAGCGGAGCGGCGAAGCUUCCAGCGCAACAGUAUUUGUGUGAUCAAGCCUCGGUUUGUUUUUAUUAUUAUUAUUUUUUUAUGACCUUUUGUGGAAGCAUGGAUUGGUUUUACAAGCAUAAAGGAUCUAUAAAAUACAGGUACUCAACAAACAAA
Gambusia affinis (western mosquitofish) is the source of this 7009-nucleotide messenger RNA. RefSeq names its product A-agglutinin anchorage subunit-like. The transcript is spliced from 13 exons. NCBI's taxonomy places the organism in Eukaryota, Metazoa, Chordata, Actinopteri, Cyprinodontiformes, Poeciliidae. The record is from RefSeq and is a predicted model, not a curated record. The coding region runs from base 162 to 1556 and encodes 464 amino acids.